AUGAUAAAAACGGAGAUUAAGUUAUUGUUCUUGGUGUUGCAACUUGUGAAUGCAUUUAGAAGUCAAUAUGGUUCGCCAGAUGAUGCCAGUUUUGAUCAGGACGGUUUUUAGUUUGAUUGCAAAGGAGGACAUUAUCAUGCUCCUGGGAUGCAUCCUCAUCCUUGCGUUUGUAUAUUUAUAAUAUUGAUUUAGACUUUCAUUCUGAUUGUUAAUAUGUCACAGAAACUAAAAUGAUCAUCUCGAAUGGCAAUGAAAUGUUAUGCCAUCCGAGAGUUAAACAAUACAUUAUGUGGCCAUUUCAAUACUAUGAAAAAGUGUUAUUUUGCUAGCACUAGGCUGGAAUAUAUGAAUAUUCUGAAAACACCGAUUUGGUACUUUCGUGUUAAUUUGUUCUUCAAGAUUGCAUAAUAGCCUAAAAGUCUGGUGAUAUUAUUAAGUGUCAAUUUUGCUAUUAAUACAGGAAAGGAUAAUAUUGUCAAGAUCUUAUUAGUAAUUUAAAUAAAUAUUUAGAUUGUGGAAACAACUGUGCAAGUUGUACAUCGAAUUAUUGCUAAACGUGCAAGGAAGGCUACUCUCCAUAAAGUGACACUGAUUUAUAUUGUAGUUUAGGUAAAUAAAUUAGAAAUGUAAUAGCCUGUCAAACAGGACAUUUAACUUGUUCUUUAACUAAUAAUGUAUACGCAUUCGAAGGGUGUAAAAAAGGUUAUGAAAUGGUUGGUAAUUAAUGUGUAGGUAUAAAUAAUAAAAAAUUCAAGCUUGUCCUAAUAGAUGCACUGUUUGCACGAUGGGAAUUUGCUCUGAAUGCGAAUUUCAUUAUUUUUUAAAAGAUAACUAAUGCUUUGGAGACAAACCCCAACCCCAACCCCAAAACCCAAACCCACGGAAAUAGAAGGUGUAGCUUAUGACACUUCAAAUAUUGAGGUAUUUGUGUCGAAUCUGUUAAUAAUAAAUCAAAGUGGUGGUUAUUAGAUAUAUACAGAUGAAAAAUGCAGCUAGGGAUUAUUUGAGUUAUUAUCUGACCCGCUAGAAUAGAUAAAAAAAAUUGUAUCCAUUGUUAACUAGUUAUUAAACAUGA
Messenger RNA from Paramecium octaurelia, 1075 nucleotides. Lineage: Eukaryota; Ciliophora; Oligohymenophorea; Peniculida; Parameciidae. The record is from the annotation of a GenBank genome assembly.